CACUAUGAUGAAAAGGUAGCAAGAAAAGAAAUAUAUUAUGAGUGGAAAAGUUCUCCUUCAGCAUGUCUGCCUGGAAAAUCAGAGUCCUGACAGCACUGUGCUUCCUGCGGCACGUCAGAGGUCACAUUCACCUUCCUCCUCCUCAAAAUGUCACUCUGCUGUCAAAAGAUUUUGAUAUGAUUUUGAUGUGGAUGCCAGGAGAAGGAUCUCCACCAGAUGUGACAUACACAGUGAAAUAUGAAAGCCAGGAACGUAUGGACAAAUGGAUAAAGGUUCCUCAUUGCAAAAAUAUUUCCAAAACCUCCUGCAAUCUGACUUGUGUGCUUCCAAACUUCUUCAUUAAAUUCCGGGGUCGAGUAAAAGCUAUUUCUGGAGGACUCCAGUCACGUUGGGUAGAAUCAGAGUUCAAGGAAUACCAUCUGGAUGUGGAACUGGCUCCUCCCGUGCUAGAUGUGAGUAUAAAGGAGAAUUUAAUCCUUGUGAAUGCCUCCUUCCCUUUGGCCACCUGUGUGGAGAGUUUCCCUUGGAUGUAUGACUUGGACUUCUGGGAAGCUGGAUCUGAAGACAAGAAGCGAUAUGAAAGUAUUUUUAGGAAGAAUACAAUGAACAUUGACACCACUGCGCUUAGCGGCAAUUACUGCUUGAGUGCCAGAUCUUCCUUCCAAAGCAUUGACUUCAAGCACAGCAAAUUCUCCGACCCAGUGUGUGUGCUAUUAAACCAUAAAGCAGUGGAAUGGAAGUUCCCACUUUCUGCCGUGACCCCUGCAUUUGUCCUCCCCUUCCUUCUCACAGGUGUCCUCAUCAUCUGUUUGCUGAAACAAGAUUUUAGACGAACAAAGAUGCCUCGUGCUUUGGAUUUCUCCCAAUUAAAAGCUGCUGGAACCACCUUUCACUGUGAGCUCAGUGAGAAGGAGUUCUUCACAGACAAUCUUAUCUGCACAGAGAAGCCAGUAUCACAAGGGAAGACCAGAAGUGCAGCAAGCAACAGUCUGCCAUGGAUGGUUUCUUUCCUCUCAUCAUCAUCAUCAUCAGAAGAGGAGGAGGAAGAGCAGGAAGACAGCAGUACUUUCAUCCCAUACACUGAAAUGUCUCAGUUCCCAAAGAGAGGUCUGAACUAUCAGCCGUCCAGAACAGCUCUGGGGGAAGCCAGCUUGAACUCCAGAUCUGGAGGACUCUGUGUAGAUGAUGGAUCUGUGCUUGACCUAACUACCUUGGGUUUUUCUCUCUUUCCAACGAGAAAGAAUGAGAUGCAUACCUCAGGAUCCCAAAGAAAUAAGAAAGCAUCCCUUUCUUGCAGUCCCUCUUUGGGAAGUCUGUCCUUCACUGAUGUGAGGUAUCCAGGUCCCAGGGGACUCAGACAGCAUGACACGGACAGGGAUGAAUGUGUGGAAACGACCCCUCUUCAAACACCAGCGGAGGAAUUUAGUGUCAAACCUCUGGUUGCUGAACAGUUCCUGCAUAGCAAGAAUCAUUUCACUAAGUACUACCAGAAGCAAAUAUUUGGUCAGGGUUUCCCGACCACUAAGGAUUCGCAGCUCAAUGAGGAUCCAGACGGGGAGCAACUCAUUUGCUUUCAGACAUUACAGGUGGCAGAAGAUGAGAGUAUUGCAAGUGACUGCGACAGUGGUAACUUUACAGAAGGGACACCUCCUGCAUCCACUGUGCUAAGUGAAGCAUUUGAAACUUCAAAUAUGGAGGAAAAAUAUGGUCAAGAGUUUAAAUUCAAAGGCUAUCAGCAUAUGCAUUACAUGCCAAGGAACUAGAGUACCCUAGCAGCUCUGUGACAUGCAUGGAAAAUGCCGGAGAGUUCUACAUAACUAGGCAAGAGGAACACAAGGGCAAAUACCUGAUAUCAUUGCUUUUUGUAUUUAUUCACCUAGACAGUGUAUUUCCUACUAAAAAACAGUAGUGUAGCUGUCCUAUCAAGGCAUAUGGCUUUAAGAGUCACAAAAUUUGUAUUUUUACUGCCAGGUAUAAUUAAUAUAUAUUCACUAUCCCUCUCUACCAGUAUAGUUCUGAUAAGGUUUUGGAGCUAUAAUACAAGGUACAUUACUUAAACACAGCUGGGUUGAGGCAUGCAGUGCUAAUCUCAUGUACGUAUCACAUAGCACACAUGCAUUGCCUUGGGUUCACUUGAGACUUCAAACCACGAUAACUUCUGCAUGCUAGUUAUGAAUGGCAAAAAUACCUCUGGGAUUGCAAAACCAGAACCAGGGCCAACAGUUGAGGUCUGAAAAUGUCCUGUGUUCUGCCUGCAUGUUGCCUUUGAGUCUGGAUGAACUGCAGACAUUACAUUUGCUUCUUUGUAAUGGCAAAACUGCCCCGCUGCUUGAAUCGAAUGGAAGUAUCUUUACAGAGACAUUUAGCAACCUUUGCUUUUUGUGGGACGAAGAGAGCUCCCUAUCAGCCCACAGAGGACACCCUCUGCGUAUCAACAGAGUGGACAGAAGUCAAAGUGAGAAAUGUAGUGCACAUUUAUUUUUGUUAUUUAUUUAUUUUGUUUUUUAAUACAAACAUAGUUAUUGACCCUGAACUUUCCUCUGCUGUGCAGAAUAUCUGAGAGCUGUGGAGUAUGUGGAGGCAAUAAUAUUUUGAUAGAUAA
This is a messenger RNA of Rhea pennata, 2602 nucleotides long. It is a transcript of the gene IFNLR1, whose product is annotated as interferon lambda receptor 1. Gene Ontology annotation, biological process: cytokine-mediated signaling pathway. The coding region runs from base 63 to 1763 and encodes 566 amino acids. Lineage: Eukaryota; Metazoa; Chordata; Aves; Rheiformes; Rheidae. The transcript is spliced from 7 exons. Gene Ontology annotation, cellular component: plasma membrane. Gene Ontology annotation, molecular function: protein binding; cytokine receptor activity. The record is from RefSeq and is a predicted model, not a curated record.